GAUCUCCUCCGCUUCCUGUGCCGUCCAUCGCCCCUUUUCUCUCCACUCAAGUGCUCUGUCAAUUCCAUUCUGAUUCCCUCAGCAUCCUCAAUGGUAGAUUCUAUCUUGCUCUGCUCAUCCACGGAUCAGUUGUAUCUUUUUUUUUUGGGAAUUGAGAUCAGUUGUAUCUUUACAUUAGUUUAAUUACCAUUCCUUCACAAAUUCAUCUAUGAUUCUUGGAUUUCAUUUUUUUAUGGGUCUUGGUUCGUCUUUCUUUGAUUUGAAGAUUGCCCAUAUGGUUUUUGGAUUGAACAAGGAGAUUGUGUAAAUAUUUUGGUUUAUUUUAUUGAAUGUUUCACAGUUAGAAUGCUGUUGCUUUACUUUGAAACUCUUGUUUAUGGUUCUUUGAAGUACAUGAUAUUGGGUGGUAUGGUGGUCCUUGGAUCUGUUCUGUUAUGGGUUUAAAGUUCUUCAUGGAAAGAUGGGUUCUGAGGAUCUUGAGGUGAUACCAUGUUUAACAGGGCUGGCGAGUUUGAUGAAUCUUGCUAAUGAGAUGAUAGAAAGGAUGCACAGUUUCAAGACAAGUACUGUUAAUUUUGGCAUUACCAAUUGAGAUGAUGAGUAAUUUCAAUAGGAGUACAUCAUUCAGUCGUAGGGCUUCAAGUAUUGAGAGCCCGAGAGUCUUCAGUAUUGGAAGCCCCAGAGCCUCAAGCAUUGCAAGCCCCAGAAUUUUGGCUAUUGCAAGCUCCAGAGUCAUUCGAUUGAGCUGGGUCUCACGAUUGUUUCAUGUUCUUAUUGUUAUUGGUUCUUUGAUUUCAUUCCUUAUAGUCAUUGGUGGUGGUUAUAUGUUUCUUCUUCCUAGUCUCAGCCAGGCAGUUCUUGGGCAUGAUGUAUCCAAAUUGAAUAAUUCAAGCAAUGCUUGUGAUGUUCAAGAUGGGGGCUGGGUUACAGAUGAUAGUUACCCAUUAUACAAUGCUUCAGAAUGUCCAUUUGCAGAACAAGGAUUCAAUUGCUUGGGAAAUGGUCGGAGAGAUAGAGAUUAUCUGAAGUGGAGAUGGAAACCAAAAGAUUGUGAGAUUCCAAGAUUCAAUGUACAGAAUGUUCUGCAGAUGCUUCAGAAUAAGAGGGUUGUUUAUGUUGGAGAUUCUAUGAGUAGAACACAGUGGGAAUCGUUAAUAUGCCUGCUUAUGACUGGAAUUGAGGACAAGAAGAGUGUCUAUGAAGUCAAUGGGAAUAAGAUAACAAAAAGGACUAGGUUUUUAGGAGUGCGGUUUAGUUCUUUUAAUUUUACUAUUGAGUUCUUUCGUUCAGUUUUCUUGGUGCAACAUGGUUGGAUGCCUAGGCAUGCCCCAAAGCGAGUGAGGUCAACACUGAAGUUAGACAAGCUGGAUGAUAUUAGCAACAAGUGGAUUGAUGCAGAUGCUCUCAUAUUCAACACAGGACAGUGGUGGGUACCUGGCAAGCUCUUUGAGACUGGUUGCUACUUUCAGGUUGGCAAUUCAGUGAAGCUUGGAAUGUCAAUUCCUGCAGCCUAUAGAUUGGCAUUACAAACAUGGACAUCAUGGGUUGAGAAGAUGAUUGACACAAACAGAACAGUUGUCUUUUUCAGGACUUUUGAGCCAUCUCACUGGAGUGAUCAAUCUCAUAGAUUUUGCAAUGUGACAAAGGAUCCACUGUCAGAAACAGAGGGGGGGGAUCACAGCAUAUUUUCAGAGAUUGCUUUGGAGGUGGUAAAAAAUAUGACUGUCCCUAUAACCAUUCUGCACGUAACUUCUAUGUCCGCUUUCCGAAGAGAUGCACAUGUGGGCAAGUGGGGUGAUAACCCAUCAGUACCUGACUGUAGCCAUUGGUGUCUCCCUGGAGUGCCUGAUGUGUGGAAUGAAAUUUUCCUCUCAUACCUGUUUCCUAGUCGUGAACUUUCCUCGCCAACCAAUGUAGAAUAAUAUUGGACAAGCCUAUACAUACAAGUUACAAACAAGCAAGGUGACGGUAAAUCAGUCUCCAAGCAUCUCUAUCUGAUCUUUAAAGCUUGGGAUAAUUGUGCAAAAUGGAUUGCAAUUUUUCACGGAGGCAUGAAUAGCUGUCCAGUACGCUCUUUGUGCAGUUCUUCAAGUAGGACCCUUUUUUAUUUGAAGAGAAAUUUUAGAAAUUUCAUGGAUAAAGGUUCAUAGCAUAGUUAUUUUUUCAUUCUUUCUUCAAUUUCUUUUCCUCCUUUUGGUUUCAAUCUUAAUAUCGAAGAAGUGACUGAAAUUGAGCGUUGAAGAUGUAACAGAUUUUGUCGUGUUCAGAUAUCAAAAUUUUGAUCAAGACGAUUUUAUCUUUGU
This is a messenger RNA of Rubroshorea leprosula, 2303 nucleotides long. Lineage: Eukaryota; Viridiplantae; Streptophyta; Magnoliopsida; Malvales; Dipterocarpaceae. The record is from the annotation of a GenBank genome assembly.